AUGGACGUCAUUGCCCCUCACCGCCCCCAGGUGUCUCCUGAGAGAGACCCCUCCAGUUUGCUGAACUACUACUUGUUCAAGGUUCUCCACACGACACUUGGUUUUGAAGUUGACUGGGAGAAGAAGAUUCUCCACGGAAAGAGUAAGAUAGACUUGGAGGCGCUUGAUGAGGUGAGUUCUAUCGUUUUGGAUUCGUCGUUUUUGGACGUGAAGAGCGCCACUGUGGAUGGUACUACUGCUGACGUGAAGCAGGGCGAAAGAGGUAUCUUGGGCUCGACUUUGGAGAUCAAGACGGAAAUCAAGAAGGGAACCAAGUUUGCCUUGGAACUCACUUGGAGCACUACUGACGAGUGUACGGCGUUGCAAUUCCUCGAUAGAGAUGCUACCGAUGGCAAGAAGGAACCAUACUUCUUCUCCCAGUGCCAGGCGAUCCACGCCAGAAGUCUUUUCCCUUGUUUCGAUACUCCAGCCGUCAAAUCCACCUACUCCUUCUCUGUGGAGCUGUCGCUUCCAACGUUGAUGAGUGGAAGACCAGUUUCUGCUGAAGGCACAACAUACAAGUUCGAACAGCCCAUUCCGAUUCCAUCGUACUUGGUUGCAAUUGCCUCUGGAGAUAUCACCAAGUUGCCUAUCGGGCCAAGAUCCCACGUUUACAGUGAACCAAGCCGUGUCAAGGCCUGCCAGCACGAGUUUGAGCACGACAUGGAGAAUUUCUUGCAGGCUGCAGAGAAGUUGGUGUUCCCUUACGAGUGGGACCAAUACGACGCUCUUGUCUUGCCUCUGAGUUUCCCAUACGGAGGUAUGGAGAACCCCAAUGCCACUUUUGUCACUCCUACGUUGAUCAGUGGCGACAGAGAAAAUGUGGAUGUCGUUGCCCACGAGCUUGCACACUCCUGGUCUGGAAACCUUGUUACCAACUGCUCCUGGGAGCAUUUCUGGCUUAACGAAGGCUGGACCGUGUACUUGGAGAGACGUAUCCAGGGAGCUAUCCACGGCGAACCCACUAGGCACUUCUCGGCCAUCAUCGGAUGGUCUGACUUGGAGAACAGCAUUAAAGCCAUGGGCGACUCUGCCGAGAGAUACUCCACCUUGGUGCAAGACUUGAAGGACCGCAGUGACCCAGAUGACGCUUUCUCUACCGUUCCAUACGAGAAGGGUUCUACCUUGCUUUUCCACAUCGAACGUAUCGUUGGCGGUAAGGAAGUGUUUGAUCCUUUCAUUCCUCAUUACUUCAACAAAUUCAAGUACUCUUCGCUUGACACAUACCAGUUCAUCGACACACUUUAUGCAUUCUUUAAGGACCACAAGGAGAAGCUUGAUAGCAUUGAUUGGGACCUGUGGCUUUACAAGCCCGGCAUGCCUCCUGUGAAGCCAGACUUUGACACUACCUUGGUUGACCAAUGUUACAGCUUGGCUGACAAGUGGGUCAAUGCUACACGCAAGAACGAGGACUUGUCGCUGCUUUUCAAGCCAUCAGACAUUGAGAGCUUCACUGCCAACCAGUCCGUUGUCUUCUUGGAUACCUUGUCUUCGUUCAACAAGCUCGAUAACUUCCACUGGAAGGACCACCACGACGCAUUGCAUGUUAUUGACAAAGUGUACAACGCCUACUCAAAGUCAUCCAACGCCGAAGUCCUUUUCCGCUGGUUCGUGUUGCAGGUUGGCGGUGAAAACAAGAAGUUCUACCACCAGCUUGGUGAAUGGCUUGGUACUGUCGGUAGAAUGAAGUUUGCCAGACCAGGGUACAGGCUUUUGGGAAGUGUCGAUCACGACCUUGCAGUGGAGUACUUUAAGAAGUUUGAGAGCCGCUACCACCCAAUCUGCAAGGCCAUGGUGAAGAAGGAUCUUGGGUUGUAG
Candidozyma haemuli is the source of this 1857-nucleotide messenger RNA. It is a transcript of the gene LKH1, whose product is annotated as bifunctional aminopeptidase/epoxide hydrolase. Gene Ontology annotation, biological process: proteolysis. Bases 1 to 1857 code for a protein of 618 amino acids. Gene Ontology annotation, cellular component: cytosol. The transcript has a single exon. The record is from RefSeq and is a predicted model, not a curated record. Lineage: Eukaryota; Fungi; Ascomycota; Pichiomycetes; Serinales; Metschnikowiaceae. Gene Ontology annotation, molecular function: epoxide hydrolase activity; aminopeptidase activity; metallopeptidase activity.